Molecule: messenger RNA, 800 nt
Organism: Anopheles maculipalpis
Lineage: Eukaryota; Metazoa; Arthropoda; Insecta; Diptera; Culicidae
Gene: Orc6
Product: origin recognition complex subunit 6
Exons: 2
Coding region: 18-800 (260 amino acids)
Biological process (GO): DNA replication initiation; DNA replication
Cellular component (GO): nuclear origin of replication recognition complex
Molecular function (GO): DNA binding
Source: RefSeq, a predicted model, not a curated record
AUAAGCACACGCAAAUCAUGGCCUCCUCCGGCAAUAACAAAGUUUUGCAUCAACUAAUUCAAAAGCUGGGCCUAACCAACUAUGAUUCCCUUGCACCUAAAGCAACCGAACUACAACGACUGCUUGCGAUCCGUUCGUCCAGCGGUGCAAUGGCCAACAUCGGAGACUACGCCAAAGCAACGCUCUGCAUCGAUCUCGCCUCCAGUCUUCUCGGUUUACCGUUCGACACUGAAACCGCCCUCAAACUGUCCGGCCUGAAGAAACCCUCCUACGCUAAUGGGCGCCGUACGCUGGAGAAAAUACUGGACAUCAACAAAAUACUCGGAAUCGGUGAGAUUUGUGUGCAGGUUGGGUUGAGUCAGGUGCAGAAGGAGGCAACAGCACUGCUGGAAGCGUACAAACGGUACGCCGGAGAUCAGGGAGGCGUAACCGAUUUCACACACCCACAGUACGCGACGAUGGCCGUGUUUCAGGCUUGCAAGCGUCAAAAGAUAAAACCACCGAAAACGAAACUUGUCCCGCUGAGUCACUUAAAACCAGCCCAGUGGACUAUGCUGGAGAAGAAUUGGGACAAGUUUUUGUCCACGGUACCUCUUGAUACGAAACAACCGAAAACACAGGACGUGAGACAGGAUUCGGAUAGCAUUAGGGAAAAGGCGCAGGAAGCCAGCAGCCAUGGUGAUAGUGGUGCCGGACGGAAACAUCCAAGCCCGGAAAAACUCGAACCGUACCAGAACUGGAAGAAGCGAAUGUUGGAAAAAGCAUACCGAGAGUUGGAACAGCUACGGGGCAGUGGGUAG